Messenger RNA from Metschnikowia bicuspidata var. bicuspidata NRRL YB-4993, 2994 nucleotides. RefSeq names its product tethering complex subunit (gene VPS11). The transcript has a single exon. Gene Ontology annotation, molecular function: protein-macromolecule adaptor activity; protein binding. Gene Ontology annotation, biological process: endosome organization; organelle fusion; vacuole organization. Gene Ontology annotation, cellular component: endosome; HOPS complex. NCBI's taxonomy places the organism in Eukaryota, Fungi, Ascomycota, Pichiomycetes, Serinales, Metschnikowiaceae. Bases 1 to 2994 code for a protein of 997 amino acids. The record is from RefSeq and is a predicted model, not a curated record.
AUGUCGCUCCCCGCCACGUGGCGGCAGCUCCAGCUCUUUGACUUUGUGCCCGUGCGCGACCCGCGCUUCCGCUCCGCCGAGCCGCUCUUCUCCGACCCGCAGCUCACGGCCAUAGCCGCCGUCCAAGACUGGCUUGUUUUUGCCGCCGGCAGCCACGUCACGCUCCUCGACAGAACGCUGUUCGAGCCCGUGCAGCGGUUUUCCGCGUACGCUCCGGAGUACACGCUCACGUUCUUGCGCCCCGUGCCGCGCCUGGCGAUCGUGGUCACCGUGGCAGAGAAACACGGCGCGCCCGCCGUCUUAAAGGUGUGGGACCUCCACAAAGUCGCGGGCUUGGACGCCGCGGCGGCCGCGGACGCAGACGCCAUGCGCCACCGGUACAUUGCCGAGGUCCGCAUACAGGCCGGCGGCGGCGGCGCGCCGCUCAGCGCCGUUCUGUUCAACGACAGCCUCACGUGCGUGGCCGUGGGCUCCGCCGCCGGCAGCGUGGUGCUCGUGCGCGGCGAGUUGCUCCGCGACCGCGGCGCCAAGCAGCGGCUCGUGUACGCGGGCGCGGACCCCGUGACGGGCGUGGCGUUCCACCGCUCGGAUGAGCUUUUGUACGUGGCCACGACCUCGCGCGUGUUCACGCUUCUGGCCUCGGGCCGCAACCGCGGCCAGCCGCUCCGCGUGCUCUCCACGGACACGGGGGCCGCCGUGGGCGCCAUGGCGCUCGACGCGCGCGACUCGCGGCUCCUUGUGGCGUCCCUGGACGGCUUCGCGUACUACAGCCCCGUGGGCCGCGCGCAGCUGGUGGCGUUCGCCGUGCCCAAGCGGCAGCUCCUCCGGCUCUUCCGCGACUACUUGUUGGUCGUUUGCCCGCCCGCCGACGCCCCGCUGGGCGCGGCGAAACCCGCGCGUGUGCUCAUCUUGGACAUGCGCAACACGCACGUGGCCUUCAGCCUCGCGCUCCCGGGGCUGGCCGUGGCGCACGUGUUCCCCGCCGCCGCCGGCCGCGAGGCCUAUGUGCUCGCCACGGACGGCGUGCUUUACCGGCUCGCGGAAAAACCGCUCAACCAGCAGGUCGAGGCCGUGCUCCAGCGGCAGCUCUACCCAAUCGCCCUUGCCCUUGCCCAGCAGCACGGCUUGGACGCGGCCACCAUCUUGCGCAUCAACCGGCUCCACGCAGAGAGCCUUUGCGACAAGCUGGACUACGCGUCCGCCACGCAGAAAUACUGCGACUGCUUGGCGAGCUUUGCCGGCUCGCCCGCGGGCCCGGUGCGCGACGGCUUGGACGACUUCGUCAUUGACGUGGUCACCCGCUUCAAGGCGGUCUCGCACAUCCAUCACAUGACCACGUUCUUGGCCCGCCUCCACGAGUUGCGCCUCGCCGACGGCGACCACUUGACGUUGUUGCUCUGUUGCUACUGCAAGUUGAACAUGGCCCCCGAGCUUGAUGCCUUCAUCGCAGGCUUCGACUUGGGCCCCGACCUGGGCGCGCCGCUCCCGGACUCUGGCAAGCUCAACUUUCUGCUCGUUGUGAACUUACUCCGGGAGUGCGGCUACUUUUCCCAGGCCAUCUUGCUCUUGUACAAGCUCAACCACCCGCGCGUGAUUGCUGAGGUCCAGUUGAACGAUUUGCACGACUACCCAGCGUGCUUGUCCUACAUUCAGACGCUUCCGGUCAAUGAGCUUCUCGCCAUCCUCAUCGACUACCUGAAGAAAUUGCUCGAUGUCAUGCCGCUCGAGACCACGAAGCUUCUCAUCGACGUGUUCACGGGGAAAUACCGGCCUGCCGCCACCCACUCGCUCUUUUCCUCAGACAAAAUUCUCCCUGAGGACCCUCCUGAGAAAAACGUGGAGGAAACAUCAUCCUACGUCCCUUCCUAUACUGCCAUACUUGGGUACCUCUCCAAUACCUUGAAGCAAGACGACAUAGAGUCUGCGCUGGAAGAAACUACUGUCCAAGAACCCACAUAUUUGCCCCCUCGCCCCAGCUUGGUCUACUCAUGCUUCAUUGAUCAUUCCAGAGAGUUUGUGGUAUUCCUUGAGGCGUGCCACGAAACUUUCGAAAUGUACCAGGGCAGCACCCAGGAAAGGGAGGAUUUGAUCAUGACCCUCUUUGAAAUGUAUUGCUCAAUUUCAGCAGAACAAACCGACGAAAACGAACUUUGGGCGGGGAAAGCCACAAGUUUCCUCGAAGAACAAGUCGAAAUGAUCGAUAAAACAAAGGCAUUGAUGAUCGCCCAUAUGUAUGGCUUGCAGAUAAAUGACGUUUUCGUUAAGGCAAAGGUCGCGGGUGCUGAUGAAAACGCAUUUAGGUUUGCCCAGAACAAUGGCGACAUCGACAAGGCGUUCCAGAUUGUGAGAGAGUUUGGCGAAAGCAAGCCAGCUUUUUACACAAAAAUGCUCAGGUUUGUAGCUUCGUCUAAGGAGAUCUUUCAGAAGGCCUCGCGCAAGGAUUUUCAGUAUCUACUUGAUAAGAUCACCCAACAUAAGCUCGCCACGCCUCUUGAAGUUCUUAAGAUCCUCAGCUCAAAUGAGUGCUCAUCUGUUGGCAUAGUAAAAGAUUACUUGAUCGACUACUUCGGCAAUGUCAACAAAGAAAUUAAAAAUAACGAGAAGCUCAUCGAGCUAUACGAAGCUGAAUCCACGUCUUAUAAUGUGAAAUUAAGCGAGCUACAAUCACAGCCAUUCAUGCUACAGAACGAUUUAUGUUCGAGCUGUGAGCUCAAGCUAGAAUUUCCACUGAUACAUUUUAAGUGCAAGCACUCCCAUCACCAGCGCUGCUUAAGCGAAAACACCUACAUUCCAGAUACUAACAAUUCGUCCAGCGACCCACGUUGUCCAUUGUGCGCUAGUGAAAUUCAAAAUGUCCAAGCGAUUCGUGAAAAUCGACAUCGAGCAAAUACUGAGUACGAUACAUUCAAGAUGAAGCUUGAUGAGUCGGAUGAUAGAUUCAAGGUGAUAUGUGAGUAUUUGGGGCGCGGGGCCAUGGAUUAUGAAAUCUGCUAA